Molecule: messenger RNA, 2583 nt
Organism: Crotalus tigris (Tiger rattlesnake)
Lineage: Eukaryota; Metazoa; Chordata; Lepidosauria; Squamata; Viperidae
Gene: CUNH19orf53
Product: chromosome unknown C19orf53 homolog
Exons: 3
Coding region: 72-359 (95 amino acids)
Source: RefSeq, a predicted model, not a curated record
UCUAUCCCAGCAGCGCCUGGGCAGUUCCGGCUGGGAGCGGCGGACGAGUCGGGCCGAAAGCUCCGGGAUCGAUGGCUCAGGGCAAGCAGAAAUUCAAGGCGCGCAAGACGGCCGCUGCGGGGAAGAAGGCGCCGGCCGCUACCCGUGGACCUCGCAAGGGAGGUCGUGUAAUUGCACCCAAGAAAACCCGUGUGAUCCAGCAACAGAAAGUGAAAAAGAAUCUGGAGGUUACCAUUCGUAAGAAGAUUGAGCAUGAGGUGGUAAUGAAGGCCAGUGCUAAGUUACCCAAGAAACUUAGUUUGUUAAAGGCUCCCAAAAUGAAAACAAAGAAAGAUCCAGGUCACUCUAGCAAGUCAUAACAAUGUUUCAUGGACUGAAAUUGGGGAUCAUGGCCUGCAAUACAUUUCAGUUUGACUGUGUCCAUGUUAUCUGUGAUUUUUGUGGGGUGAUCAUCUAGUGUGCUACGUGUUUCAGUUGGCAGAGACAAAGAGUUUUCUUCUGCAUAAGAAUCCACCUGGCUAGUUCCUUGUCUGAUACUGGAUUGUGGGCUAAUACAAAAGGUAUUAGAUUACUUUCAAACUUGACUUACUCUAGUUUCAAGUUUUCUUCGUUUGUUUUUGGGUUUAUGAUUUCAGUGAAAGUUAUUUUUUCUUUCUAGUAUAACCUGGGCCAGAUUUGCAACUGGCUUAAUUGUGUUAGACCAGAAAGGAAUAUCUGGUAUGAAUAUUCAGUGGGGGGAACAUAAUAACUCCUAAGCUCUUUCCUGAUGAUUAUCUGCUGAAAGUCUGCUUUAGUCUAGGGCUAGGGCAGCAUGUUUCUAAUUGGCCCCGGGUAGUGUGGCACUAAGAAGAAUGAGUUCACCCCAAAGAAGAGCCACUAGAUUACAUUUCCCUGCUGGAAAAAAAACCUCAGGUCUAUCCAUAUGAUCUAAAUUCUGCAAAAUGGAGGUUUAGGUUUAUUCAGGUUGUCUUACAGGUAUUUAAAAUUGACACAUGGGCUCUUAUGGAACCACAAAAUUUAAUGUGUUUACAUCAGACAUGGAUUCACAUUUCUCUGCUCAGUUUUGAACAUGGGGCAGAAAUGGCAAUCUUGAGCUUAUUCUCAAUUGUGGGAACGUGAUUCCUUCUGGAAAGUAGCUUGGCUUAUUGUCAGCUCUCUUCUCUCUGCUUUCACCUGUUGCCUUCUGAUCACUAUAAUAUAGUCGUGAUGCUUUUCUGCUUGCUGAUUCUUGUCCUAAUUAUCUCAUCCCUCAUCUGCUUAUUGUAGUUGAACCCUCCUGCCCCCACAAAUUGCAUAGAUAGCUAUAAUAAACCACAAUGAGGCCAAAAUGAUGACAUGUGUGCACUGGCAUCAUCCUGCAGUUGCCCACAUUUUGUUCUUGUGUCACAUUGUUUGAGGCAAGUAACAAAUUGUGAUUUUGAUAUGAUGAUGUCAUUAGACACUUGUCAUACUUUGUCCCCUGCCUGCAGUUAUGCAAAUUAGUUCAAGAGUGCAAGCUGUGAAUCUUUCAAUGUAUUUUACCACACUUUAAAGAACACUAGACAAUAAUUUGGAAUUAUGGCAUUUUUUUCUAAUCAGCAAUCCACCCCCCUCCUUUUUAAAGAAAUUUAAUUGCUGCAAAUGUUUGCUUAUUACUAAACUUUGCCUUUGUACUGCAUUAAAAAAUAAUAUAGGAAGUACAUUCUUAAUUAGGUAAAUAUAUUUAAGCUGUUCUGUCAGUUAUUCUGUUCUUUGAUUACAUGCUUACCAAAUUAAAAGAUUACUGAAAGAAUGUAUAAAUCUCCUAAAGUGAAUACAAUAGAAUAUUUUUAUUAUGGUCACUGACCAAAAUAAAAACACUUUAUGCAACAAAAACACAUUAACAAUAAAGUAAAAACAGAAUACGAUAAAAUAUUAAAAUUGGUGGUAGGAUAUAAAGUCUGCCUAAUAUUUUAGGUAGUAUAACAAAAUUUAGCUACAUUCAACUCUAAAAGAUCAAAAAUUCCCAGGUGUUUAAAGUGAUGUAUAAAUCUGCAAUAUUCUGCUUGUGCACUUUCUGGAUAUUAGCCAUUGCAGGCAAUAGGUUGCUGGAUCAAAAAAAGGUUUUUCUGUUUACUGAGCGUUUAGGACAUGAGCAAAACAGAAAUACUUUAAAGCCCUACUGAAGAGCAAUGCUUCAGGCCAUAGGGCUGUGUUUGCACUGUGCUUGAAGGCAAAAUUAUUCCAGCAAACCCCUCCCCCCCAUCUUCCUUUAGAUUGAAGUUCAGAGUGGAGGUAAAAAGUAGGAGAAUUUAUCAAUAUGUCUCAGUCCUUUGGAACUGCUACUUGAUAUCAUAGCAGCAUCCCCAUUCUAGUUUGGCGCUUGUCUCCUGCAGAGUUUCCCCGUUUUGUUUUUUUUAAUAAAAGUUGGUGAAGCAAUAGGGGAUAUUUGUUGAGCACAGGAUUUUGGAAAAGGGGAGAGGGAUAUAGAAAACCUAGAAGUGGCAUGGGGGAAUGGAAUGGCAUGAUUAUACCUCUUCACAGAAGCACUAAGCAAUUUUAUUUGCCGACUCCCGUUUGCACACUAUAAGCAAUCCUGCAAGUUUUGCUAAAAAAAAAAAAAAA